UUGUACUAAUUUGGGUUAUGUUUUCUGUUUUCUUUCAGGCACAGCGAGCGGAGAACACCGUCAUGCAAGCGCUGGAAUCGCUGAAUGACAAUCAGGUGAACGAUUUUCUGAGUGGCAAAUCUCCGCUGAACUUGAGCGUCCGUUUGGGAGACCACAUGAUGCUGAUCCAGCUGCAGCUAAGUACUUUGAAUCCUUCGUCGCAGAGUGGUAGUCGGUCCAAGACUCACAAAUCUCGCAGCCUAACGGGAGGAAGUAGCAGUUCUGGCGCUUCCGGAGCUAGUCUAAUCCAAGCUUCCUCAUCUAGGAGUAGGACCAGUAUUCCAAUAGGGUUCCGCAGAGUGGCAGCCGAUGGUUCCAGUGGGUCCAGCAAUAGAACCAUUGUUGAACACGUGACCGAGUCACAGACCUUCACCAAGCAGGAACUAGAAAACAUUCACAGCAUAGUGAAGAACCUUGCCGAAAGUGAGAACCCCACAAUGGCUAUCGUGCGCCCGAGUGCACCGGAACCGAUGGAGACUGAGCCGGAAGUCAGACCUUCACCAUCAGAGUCCCCCAUCAAAUCCCUGUCCAAUCUGGUGUCUAGCUCCAUCGACACUAGUAACAUUCCUGUACCGUGCAAUAACAACAGUCUACCGGUAGAUCUGCCUUCGCCUUGCACGGAUCCAAUCAGCGCCAACCUCACCUCAUGUCUGUGCAAACGGCUGGACAACAACGACAACAACUCCUGCGACAUAACCUGCUCUUCACGUACUCCAGAACCUCAGCCAUCGACGUCAACGGCCAGUUUGCAUCGCACGGCUCACAACCCCAUAACGCGCCACAAAUCAAAGGUCCAAACCCUUCGGAAGCACUACAGCUUCGACAGCACUGCUCUGGAGAAGACGGAACUAGAAUCCGUGCAACCCGUGGCGUCUACAUCCGCCCCUAACUCUCCGCAACGCCCAGAACAAGCCCUGGUGCACCAUUCUCACCAUCACCAUCAGCAUUACCACCACCAUCACCACCAACACCACACAAGUCAUCAACCUCAGCCCCAGCCCGGUCCCAGCAACGCCUCCCGAGCCAUCAGCGCCGAUCCGGCAAACGCAGAAAACCCUGCCCUAGCGGAAGCCUCCCGCAAUCUGACGCAAACCCUUCGCAAACUCUCCAAACGCGUCUUUACCAACAAGGUCAGCGACACCGCUCAGGAACAAGCGCGCAACGUCAGCUCCGGUGCCGUGAUCGAAUCCAUGAAGCACCACGGGAAGGGCAUCUACUCCGGCACUUUUUCAGGAACGUUGAAUCCCGCCUUGCAGGACAAGUUCGGCCGGCCGAAACGGGACAUCUCAACGAUCAUCCACAUCCUGAACGAUCUGCUGAGUGCGGCGCCGCAGUGCGCCCGCACUGGAACCAAGAUUUAUUUUGAACCAUCGUCGUCGUCGGCAUCGGCUUCGUCACAAUCGGUGGCAAGUGCUGGUGGCAGUUCGGUUAGCAAUCAGGUGACGGCUGGAUCAAGCGCUACGUCCGGGGUGAACAGCGGAAGCAAUACGCAAGCCGCUGCGCUGAUGGCGCCCACCACGCUAACCACUCCUGUGGCAGCACCCAGCCCGCGACUUCCGUCGGCUUCCCGAUAUGUUCCGGCUGCGAUCCACGCCAAAAAGUACCCCAGCAACAGCGCCGGCGGAACGACAACCACCGUGGCAAACCUUGGCCCUAGCAGCAGCUGCUGCAGCGGUUACAAACCCUUGGAACACCCGACCAACAGUGGAGGUGGCGCCACCUCCACCACCCUUUCGGCCGCCCGCUGCCAUCACCACGCGUCGUCGAAAGCCGCCACCCCAAAAGUGCUGUGCAAAUGUGGCCUCCCACUGACGAUGGCGACGACAACAGCAGCCGCAGCACCAACACCCACGCCGCAACAUUGCCAACGCUGUGCCGCCGCCAUCAGUGCGGCCGAGCUGGAAAACUCCAAAACCAAAUCCAAGCUAGACAAUCUCCGCCUGAUUAUGCAGCAGAAAAAGGAACGCCGCGAAGCACGUAAGCAGAAGUGUGCGCCGUACAGCACCGCGGCGUCGACGAUGGCCUCCCCGCUAGCAGCAGCAACGUCUCCGGCGGCCAUCGGAGUUAGUGGGCCGACGGCGGUGGUGGCUUCCCACCACGCCGCCACCUUCUCAGCCACCGCACCCGCCGCCACAGCUCAACCCAUUCAACAAGACCCGACCAUGGAUACGACUCCGGCCAUGGCCGGCGGAGAUACUGCAGCAUCCGCAGCAGCAUCAGCAUCAGAAUCCACAUCGGAGGGAAAUAGCAACAACAGCAGCAACGCAGCAGCGAAUUCGGCCACUGCCACCGCUACGGCAACGACCACCACCACAACGGCGGCGGCGACGGCGGCCGCUACGACGUCUUCGGAGGCGGCUCAAAGUCACCAGAUCGUGGAAGAGGUCGACACGGUUGCAUAAGGUGGGUAGUGUGCGGGAAUAUCCAUAUGC
Messenger RNA from Aedes albopictus (Asian tiger mosquito), 2471 nucleotides. It is a transcript of the gene stx, whose product is annotated as midnolin homolog. Bases 18 to 2441 code for a protein of 807 amino acids. The record is from RefSeq and is a predicted model, not a curated record. Gene Ontology annotation, cellular component: nucleus. NCBI's taxonomy places the organism in Eukaryota, Metazoa, Arthropoda, Insecta, Diptera, Culicidae. The transcript is spliced from 2 exons.